AUGACCAGCACAAUGUCAACCACCAUAGCACCAAAACGAGAGAACCGCGAUGCCAUCCUCUCGUCCCUCCCACCACCAUACCUCGGCGACCUCCGCUCCCAGAUCAAGCAAAAGGUCUCCGACCCCAACUCAGGAAUCCCACUCCUCGUAAUCCUCGACGACGAUCCAACAGGAACGCAGACAUGCCACGACAUUCAAGUGCUCAUGACCUGGGAUGUGGAAACGCUCAAAUCCAGCUUCACGUCCGACGUUACGAAGAAUGUUGGUGGUUUCUUCAUCUUGACCAAUUCUCGCGCUCUGCAUCCUCAUGAGGCGCGGGAGCUUAUCAAGGAGAUUUGCAGUAAUCUCAAGGCAGCAGCGAAGGAGGUUACUAGAGAGUUUGAGAUCGUGCUGCGGAGUGACUCGACUUUACGAGGCCAUUUCCCGCUCGAAGCAGAUGUGGCGUCGGAGGUGUUGGGAGAGGCGGAUCUGUGGGUGUUGGCGCCUUUCUUCUUGCAGGGCGGGAGGUAUACGAUUGACGAUGUGCAUUACGUUGAUGAAGAAGGGACUUUAGUGCCUGCGGACGAGACGCAGUUCGCGAAGGAUGCUACAUUUGGGUAUCAGAACUCCAACUUGAAGGACUGGGUUGUGGAAAAGACUGAAGGCGCUAUCAGUCGGGAUCGUGUGCAUGGUUUGAGUAUCCAGGAUAUCAGGAAAGGUGGUCCAGAUAGAGCCGCAGAGCUCUUGACGGGAUUUGCGAAAGGAAGUGUGGUGAUUGUCAAUGCAGCCAGUGAGGCGGAUAUGGAUGUGGUCGUCUUAGGCCUACUUCAAGCCAGCAAGUCGAGAAAGUUCUUGUACAGGAGUGGCGCGGCGUUAGUAUCGUCAAGGCUAGGGAUAGCUCCGAUACCGCCGAAGACAGCAGAACAGCUGCACCUGGACCAAAAAGUUGGCGGUCUUGUGAUCGCUGGCUCGUAUGUCCCGAAGACGGGGGCGCAGCUUGAUGUCCUUCGUCAGAAGAGCGGAUCAAAACUCAAGACCAUCAUUCUUGACGUGAAGGAGCUUCUGCAGUCGCCCGAGAACGCCGAGCGCAUCAUUCGCGAAGCACAAGAGACUGCCGCCGGCGAAAUCGAGAGUGGUCAAGAUGUGCUCGUCAUGACAAGUCGUGAGUUGGUCACUGGCAAGGAUGGUACGGAGUCGCUGAAUAUUGGGUCCACGGUGGCCAAAGCUCUGGUGUCAUUCUUGCAAGGUCUAGGAUCCAGGCCACGCUAUAUCAUCGCAAAAGGUGGGAUCACAUCAUCGGACGCGGCGACCAAGGGCCUGGGCAUGAAGAUAGCUACGGUGGUAGGACAAGCGGCGCCGGGUGUGCCGCUUUGGGAGUGCCUCGAAGAGACCAGCAAGUGGAAGGGCAUCCCGUACAUCGUGUUUCCUGGCAACGUUGGCUCGAACGACACAUUAUUCGAUGUGGCUAACGGAUGGCGUCCGUAG
Molecule: messenger RNA, 1464 nt
Organism: Fulvia fulva
Lineage: Eukaryota; Fungi; Ascomycota; Dothideomycetes; Mycosphaerellales; Mycosphaerellaceae
Exons: 3
Coding region: 1-1464 (487 amino acids)
Source: RefSeq, a predicted model, not a curated record